GCAGGGGCGGCAGCUGGCGCAACCUGAUCUCGGCUUGACCCCGCGAUAUCUCCUCCGCCUUUUCCUUCCGCGUGCCGGCCUCCCUUGGGUGACGUUUCCGGGUACCCCGAUCGGUUCUGGAUUGACCGGUGCUUGUUCUCUGCCUCUCUCCCCUCUACGAUUCCGGACCCCCUGACUCCAUUUACAGGCCGGUGGCUCGUGGUGGAACCCCCUGCCCCCACCCCUAUCUCAGAGCGCCCGCACCUCUGCUCCCCAGAAACCAAUCGACUAAGAUUAAACAUCGGUGAGACCUUGGAGUGUGAGGGAUGGCAGACCAUCAGGAAUGGGAGGUGACCAUGUCUGAGUCUGGGCACAGUCAGCCUGGGCUCUACGGCAUGGAGAGGCGGCGGCGGUGGAAGGAGCCAGGCCCUGGCGGCCCCCAGAAUCUCUCGGGGCCUGGCGGUCGGGAGAGGGACUACAUCGCCCCCUGGGAAAGAGAGAGACGGGAUGGCAGCGAAGAGCCGGGCACGGCCGUCAUGCAGAAAACGCCCAUCAUCCUCUCAAAGCCUCCAGCAGAGCGGUCAAAGCAGCCGGCGCCCCCAGCAGCCCCUGCCGCCCCGCCUGCUCCGGCCCCUCUUGAGAAGCCCAUCGUCCUCAUGAAACCACGGGAGGAGGGGAAAGGGCCCGCGGCCUCGACCCCCGCCUCAACCCCCGAGGGCACCACCCCACCCCCGCCUGCGGCCCCCACGCCGCCCAAGGGCGAGAAGGAAGGGCAGCGGCCCACACAGCCUGUGUACCAGAUCCAAAACCGGGGCAUGGGCACUGCCGCGCCAGCAGCCAUGGACCCCGUCGUGGGCCAGGCCAAGCUGCUCCCCCCGGAACGCAUGAAGCACAGCAUCAAGUUGGUGGAUGACCAGAUGAAUUGGUGCGACAGCGCCAUUGAGUACCUGUUGGAUCAGACCGAUGUGCUGGUGGUCGGUGUCCUGGGCCUCCAGGGGACAGGCAAGUCCAUGGUCAUGUCGUUGUUGUCAGCCAACACUCCUGAAGAGGACCAGAGGGCGUAUGUUUUCCGGGCCCAGAGCGCUGAAAUGAAGGAGCGAGGGGGCAACCAGACCAGUGGCAUCGACUUCUUCAUUACCCAAGAGCGGAUCGUCUUCCUGGACACACAGCCCAUCCUCAGCCCCUCCAUCCUGGACCACCUCAUCAACAACGACCGCAAGCUGCCUCCUGAGUACAACCUGCCCCACACCUACGUGGAGAUGCAGUCGCUCCAGAUCGCUGCCUUCCUCUUCACCGUGUGCCACGUGGUGAUUGUCGUCCAGGACUGGUUCACGGACCUCAGUCUGUAUAGGUUCCUGCAGACGGCAGAGAUGGUGAAGCCCUCCACCCCAUCCCCCAGCCACGAGUCCAGCAGCUCUUCAGGCUCCGAUGAAGGCACCGAGUACUACCCCCACCUGGUCUUCCUGCAGAACAAAGCUCGCAGGGAGGACUUCUGCCCCCGGAAGCUGCGGCAGAUGCACCUGAUGAUCGACCAGCUCAUGGCCCACUCCCACCUGCGUUACAAGGGUACACUGUCCAUGUUACAGUGCAACGUCUUCCCUGGGCUCCCGCCGGACUUCCUGGACUCCGAGGUCAACCUCUUCCUGGUGCCCUUCAUGGACAGCGAGGCCGAAAGUGAAAACCCCCCAAGAGCAGGACCCGGGUCCAGCCCGCUCUUCUCGCUCCUCCCCGGGUACCAGGGCCACCCCAGUUUCCAGUCCUUGGUGAGCAAGCUCCGGAGCCAGGUGAUGUCCAUGGCCCGGCCACAGCUGUCGCACACCAUCCUCACCGAGAAGAACUGGUUCCACUAUGCCGCCCGCAUCUGGGACGGGGUGAAGAAGUCAUCCGCCCUGGCAGAGUACAGCCGCCUGCUGGCCUGAGGCCAAGGGGAAUGUCGGGCAGAGAACCCCCUCCCGGGCCCCAGUGGAUGGCUGGGGGCACACACAUUUCCUCCCCCCUCAGGGUGGAGAGUGGCAGCAGGCCUGACAGACGAGGGACGGCAGCUUCCUCACCCAGAGACACGAGGUGUCCAGGGCCAGGCCCCCACCCUCAAUGGAGCGUUGUUUUGGGGGGACUUUGAGAUUCCCCCCCCCAACCUGGGCGGGGCAGCCCGUCCUCAGCCCCCCACGGGGACAGGCGGUGGCAGGAGCUGCGAGGUCACCGGGAAGCCCAGGCUGCAUCUCGGCCUCCCUCUGCAGGGACAGGGACAGCACGUCCCUCUGCCCUGACUCAGGCCCUGGCCUGUAGGUGAGGCAGGGUUGGGGAGCUCUUUCUCAGGGCAGAUCUGGUGAUUGGAAUAAAAAGUCGUGCAGGCUUCUUGGGGUACUUCUUUCUCCCUUACCCCUGGUGUGCGCAGCUGGGUCCCUGCCCUUGGAGGCAAGUUGGCCGAGGCCACCCACCGGAGCCUGAAUCAGCUGUGAGGGCACACCCACUGUGGGUCAUGGAGUUGUCGGGAGCAGAGAAAGUCCUGUCUGCGCUAAGGAGGAAGCCUCUAGAAAGGGGCGUUCUCUCUCCUGGGGUGAUGUCAAGCCUUCCAUCUCUGUUACGGGUGGGAAAGAACAAUACCCCCUCGUGUCCGCUGCUCUCUCUUGAAGACAGUGCCUGCCUUUGGUGACAUGCCUAGUUACAUGCAAUGCCCAAUUCAAUACGCACAAAAGAGAACAUGGCCGGGAGUUCCCUUCAUGGCACAGCAGAAACAAAUCCGGCUAGUAUCCAUGAGGAUGCGGCUUCGGUCCCUGGCCUUGCUCAGUGGGUCGGGGAUGUGAGCUGCGGUGUGGUCGCAGACGUAGCUUGGAUCCCCCAUUGCUGGGGCUGUGGUGUAGGCUGGCAGCUACAGCUCUGAUUGGACCCCUCACCUGGGAACUUCCAUAAGCCGUGGGUGUGGCCCUAAACACACACACACACACACACAAAUGGAACAUGGCUCUAGUUAAAUACACUUAGUUAAAUAUAGUGCACUCAAUGUCCAUGGGAGAUUGGUUCCAGGACACACACACCGGCAGAUACCAAACUCCACAGAUGCUCAAGUCCCAUCCCUUAUAUAAGUAUUUAUAUAAGGAAUAGUGUAGUAUUUGCAUAGAACCUACUUAAAAAACCUAAUCCAAUGUCAAUACGAUAUAAAUUGUUGUAAAUACAAUGUAAAUGAUAUGUAAAUAGUUGCCACUGCUUGGAAAAUUCAAGAUUUGCUUUUUGGAA
This is a messenger RNA of Sus scrofa (pig), 3213 nucleotides long. RefSeq names its product SMG9 nonsense mediated mRNA decay factor (gene SMG9). Gene Ontology annotation, biological process: nuclear-transcribed mRNA catabolic process, nonsense-mediated decay. Lineage: Eukaryota; Metazoa; Chordata; Mammalia; Artiodactyla; Suidae. The record is from RefSeq and is a predicted model, not a curated record.